UCCGCGCGCCAUUCCUCCGCGUCCUCCGGCAGCGCGUCCCGCCUGCCGCGCCUCGGCCAUGGCGGGCCUGGGGCCGCGACCCGCCAAGGGCUACCGGGUGGUGCUGCUCGGGAGCGUGGCCGUGGGCAAGACGGCCCUCGCCACGCAGUUCGCCUGCGGCAGAUUCCCCGAGCAGUGUGAGCCGUCGGUGGAGGAGCUCUUCAGCAAAGUGAUCGAGGUGAACGCGGCGCCCGCCCUGCUGGAGAUCGUGGACACCGUGGGCGCCGAGCACCUGGUCACCCUCAAGGACCUGUACAUCAAGAACAGCGACGGCUUCGUGGUGCUCUACAGCGUGUGCAGCGAGGCCUCGUUCGAGGCCGUGCGGCCGCUGCGGGAGCGCAUGGGCCGGCUGCGGGGGCCCAAGGCCGUGCCGCUGGUGCUGGUGGGCACCAAGGCCGACCUGGACGCCCAGCGCCAGGUGCUGACGGCGCAGGGCCGCGCGCUGGCCCGCGAGUGGCGGUGCCCGUUCCUGGAGGUCACGGCCAAGAGCAAACUGAUGGUGGACCAGGUGUUCACGCAGGUGGUGCGCGAGAUGGAGGCCCUGGCCCCGCCCGAGGAGGAGGCUCCGGUCGUCCCCGCGAACGUCCAGGAGACGUGGCCGUCGGAAAGAUUCAUCGGCUGAUGCGCCACGGCUCGCGUUCCGUGCGUCUCUCGCUGUCGUGAUUUCUGAAGCUCAGUAUUCCGACUCUGCCAUUUUCAAGAGUUAUCUGGCUGUAAACAAACGGUUACUUCUGUACACGGACUCAAAUCCCUGCUUCAAACUGUCCACAGAGCUUCCGAAAUAUUUGUCGAAAACUUUGCAACCGUAUUUACCUUUCGACAGUGCUGGAAGAAGACACCAAAAAUCGAUUUUUUUUUUUUUUCCCUGUGGGGAAAGAGUACUAUGUCUUCAAUUGGAAUGUGUUACUGGGAUUUUCUUUUUAUAAUUAACACCUUUGAAUGUCAUCCGACAUUUGAAGUUGAUUGAGGAACACGAACUCAAGUUUAAGCUUUGGAUUCCCUGCGCUCUCAUGUGUUCCUUUCUCAGUUACAGGCUUGAACUGCAGUAGUAAUAUUUUCCUCUGCGCGUAUUUCUAAAUAUAGUUAUGACAUACGUAGCCUUGGUCUGAAAGGGAUAUUGUACACCCUGGGAGGGGCAAAAUCAACUCUGCUCAGGCAAAGAGCUCAACUCUGCCUUCGGUUUUGUAAUUGACAUCGAGUUGAUUUCUGCAGCUGUAAAUUGACUAAAAAUAAAAUGACUUUAGAAGGUGA
Molecule: messenger RNA, 1290 nt
Organism: Phacochoerus africanus (Common warthog)
Lineage: Eukaryota; Metazoa; Chordata; Mammalia; Artiodactyla; Suidae
Product: ras-related protein Rap-2a-like
Exons: 1
Coding region: 59-661 (200 amino acids)
Biological process (GO): Rap protein signal transduction; negative regulation of cell migration
Cellular component (GO): plasma membrane
Molecular function (GO): GTP binding; GTPase activity; GDP binding
Source: RefSeq, a predicted model, not a curated record